AUUGGGUCUAGCGUCGGGGGCCAUGCGCAUCACCAUUCGGUCGUUGAACGGUGAGAAUGCCGAGCUGGAUGUGGAGCCAGACACGACUAUCCUGGGCUUGCGACAAUUCGUGGAGGAUGCGUUGAAGAUUCCCGCCUUGGAGCAGCGCUUAAUCUACGCCGGGACGCAGUUGGAGGAACUUGUGACGCCCCUGUGGCGACAGCGUCGCAGCACUGGGGCCUUGGCAGCUGCAUUGGGUCUUGACAAACUGCCCGACGGUGCACCUUUGACUUUGGAGCACUAUGGCAUCCAGAAAGGCUCAGUCCUGAACGUUGUGCGCAAGGUUUCAAUCGACGCCACUCGAAGUGCCGCCUGUGCAGAGUCGCUGUCCCGUGUGAGCUUGCCGGGCCCGCCAGGUCCAGGUCCCACAGGCCCUCCGCCACGGCCGGGGGCGACAGGGCCAAGCUUGGCGCAACUCGAUGAGUUGAACGACUUGGAGCUCCUGGUACUACUGCGUCCGUUGCUGCGGAAACGCCCAACGCUGCGAGCAGCCCUCCUUGCAGAAGGUGACGCUGCACCUUACGGAGCAUCUGCGGGCCCCAUGGGCCCUGUGGGCUUUCCGGGCGCCAGUGGCAUGCAGGGCCCAUGGCAGCCAGGGGAGAGAUGCUUGGUUUGGUCCAACUCUGCACAACGAUGGUGUGAUGGUGAAGUUGUGCAGGUGGCCAAAGAACUGGUGGACGGCAAAAUCCCCGGUGGGUCUGUGGAGGUGUCCUUUGAGCUGGGACGGAAAUGGAUCGCUCCGCAGGACUUGGCCAAAGCGCUAAGGAGGUGAGACGUAACAAGAAUUUGCUCACCCCGUUCACAUCCCCAACACAUCUUUGACAUGUCCCCGACAUGUCCUGAACGUAAACGUCAAACCGUGUCGCAGCGUCGGAUCCUGACGCCGCAGCCAGCUGAAUAAAAAA
Molecule: messenger RNA, 944 nt
Organism: Cladocopium goreaui
Lineage: Eukaryota; Dinophyceae; Suessiales; Symbiodiniaceae
Source: the annotation of a GenBank genome assembly